Messenger RNA from Tarenaya hassleriana, 860 nucleotides. RefSeq names its product putative pterin-4-alpha-carbinolamine dehydratase. Gene Ontology annotation, cellular component: mitochondrion. The record is from RefSeq and is a predicted model, not a curated record. Gene Ontology annotation, biological process: tetrahydrobiopterin biosynthetic process. NCBI's taxonomy places the organism in Eukaryota, Viridiplantae, Streptophyta, Magnoliopsida, Brassicales, Cleomaceae. Bases 60 to 626 code for a protein of 188 amino acids. Gene Ontology annotation, molecular function: 4-alpha-hydroxytetrahydrobiopterin dehydratase activity. The transcript has 7 exons.
CCCCUAUUUCCCUCUGAUGUAUAAAGCACACCCAGAUUUCUGCUACCGCUGCGCCAUCGAUGACUCGGCUCUUGACGACACCGCUUUUCUCCCCGUCUAAAACACAGGUUUCAGCGGCAUCAUUGCUCCGGAUUCUGAACGGACAUCAUAGACGCCCUCUUUAUCAGUUCAGCGAGAUGUCACAAGAUCAUGUACGUUCAUCCUCAACUACUGGCUCUGUUUCCGGGGUUAGAACGUUUUGCUCCCUCGAUGAUUUAUCAGCCAAGAAGUGUGUGCCAUGCAAUGCAAAGGAUCUGCGUCCCAUGACUGAAGAAAGUGCAAACAACCUACUUCAAAAGGUUGCUGGAUGGGAUUUGGCUGAUGAAAGUGGUGCGUUAAAGCUACAUCGAUCAUGGAAAGUGAAAAGUUUCGUUAAAGGACUGGAUUUCUUCAAACGGGUAGCUGAUAUCGCCGAAGCAGAAGGUCACCACCCAGAUUUGCAUCUGGUUGGCUGGAACAAUGUAAAAAUCGAGAUAUGGACACAUGCAGUAGGUGGUCUAACGGAGAAUGACUUCAUUCUGGCUGCUAAGAUCAACGAGCUUGAUAUGGAAGAUCUUCUGAGGAAGAAGAGAAGCACCGCCAAGUGAACACAGUCAAUUUCAGACAUGGAAGCUUUUAAGAGGAGGCGACUGAAUCUUGUCUUCAAUAAGCAUAUAAUCUUAGCUCAUGUGAUGGACUCGUUAUAUCACCCCACAUGAUAUGUAUAUAAAUGGAGUGCCCUUUUUUCUUCUUUUAAGUUUUUGAAUCGGGUCGAAGCCCUAUGUUCUUGUUUUUUGGAGUGAAUGACUGUUAAGGAAUGAAGAAUUUUAUUGCAGAGACAA